Molecule: messenger RNA, 324 nt
Organism: Exophiala aquamarina CBS 119918
Lineage: Eukaryota; Fungi; Ascomycota; Eurotiomycetes; Chaetothyriales; Herpotrichiellaceae
Exons: 2
Coding region: 1-324 (107 amino acids)
Source: RefSeq, a predicted model, not a curated record
AUGUCUGGUUCCGCAGACGUAAAUCUGCAAUCAUUGCAAGCGCAUUCGGAUUUUCAAAAGCAGCUUGGCGCUCGCGAAUGGCACCUCAACCUCAGAGCUGGUCCGGACUGUAUCCUAAUCCUGGCUGAAGCAUUGUUGGUUGUCUCCAGGCGGGAAGCUAUGGCACUUGACUUAUCGGGUCCAGGCUUAAAGUAUGAGAAGCUCUACGCAGACCUGAGGAACUGCGCUGGGGUUGGGGGGGAAACCUUCAAAAGAACUGGAGAAAGAAUGAAACAGGUCUGCCGCUUGGCUGAUGAACUUGGGAGACCUGGUGGCUUAGUAUAG